AGCUAAGGCGCAGGCCGUCAAUGCUGAAACGCAAGCGGCCGCAACUGGCGAAGCUCCAGGACCAGGUGAUGGAACGAACGAAACGCCAGCAGGGGCGGGUGCAGAAUCAGGGGAAAAGAGUCAGGAUGAUAAACAAGUCGAUGGAAGCGGAGAGGGAAGCAAUUCCACUUCAGCAUCAGGAAGUACAGAGCAGACAUCGACUUCUGCAUCAGGAACAGAGGAAGCAAAGACUAGUAGCGAUUCUUCGGCUCUACCAGAGGAAACUCCAGAUGAAAAACUGGAUCGCUUGGAUGCUGACGCAGAACGAUCAUUGCACAGUCGUUCUGAUGCUGGAGAGACUGGAGAAGCAUUAGCGAACGCGAAGCGCGAGGUUCUGUUGGGAGACGAAUCGGGUUUGCGUGCGACUGGGGAGACCGUCUUCCCGCCUCUGAAACUGAACCGCUUAAUUGACAGUGUCCUCUUCCAACUCUCAGAGCGCGACAACUUGAUGGGUCAUCGCCGAGGGCGGCCAGCAUACGUGGACAAAGCAACCGACAAUGGCAUUCCAGAAGCAUGGAGAGACAACAAUGACUACGGAGGAAAAACCGACGCGACGGCAACAGCAGAACAGCAGGCGCCGCCUUCCGACCACGUCGGGGAAAAUGCUGCUCCUGAUGACGAGAAAAUCCCUCAAGAGAACAACGAUGCCGGUG
Molecule: messenger RNA, 692 nt
Organism: Amoebophrya sp. A25
Lineage: Eukaryota; Dinophyceae; Syndiniales; Amoebophryaceae
Source: the annotation of a GenBank genome assembly